This is a messenger RNA of Protobothrops mucrosquamatus (brown spotted pit viper), 4491 nucleotides long. RefSeq names its product dual oxidase 2 (gene DUOX2). The transcript has 32 exons. Gene Ontology annotation, biological process: superoxide anion generation; response to oxidative stress; defense response. Gene Ontology annotation, cellular component: NADPH oxidase complex; plasma membrane. The record is from RefSeq and is a predicted model, not a curated record. Gene Ontology annotation, molecular function: calcium ion binding; superoxide-generating NAD(P)H oxidase activity; heme binding. Bases 1 to 4416 code for a protein of 1471 amino acids. NCBI's taxonomy places the organism in Eukaryota, Metazoa, Chordata, Lepidosauria, Squamata, Viperidae.
AUGACACUUCCAUUUCUGGGUGCCCAAGAAAAUAUACGUUGGGAAAUUCAACGUUAUGAUGGCUGGUACAACAACCUCAUGUAUCAUAAACACAACUCAGCAGGUUCACGGUUAUCACGUCUACUUCCUGCUAAUUAUGCAGAUGGGGUAUACCAGGCCCUGCAAGAACCUCAUGUACCCAAUGCCCGCAGGCUUAGCGAUGUGGUGGCCCAAGGGGAUUCGGACCUACCUUCUCAGAAAAAGAGAACGGUGCUUGGUGUCUUCUUUGGCUUCCAUGUGGUGGCAGAGAUUUCAGAAGCCAACAAUCCAGGCUGCCCAGCCGAAUUCCUCAACCUGCAGAUCCCUCCAGGAGACCCCGUCUUUGACCCCAACAACUCUCAAGAGGUUGUCCUGCCCUUCCAGCGGAUGAGUUGGGCUGCAGGAACAGGACGAAGUCCCAACAAUCCCCGGGAGAUGAUAAAUGGGGUGACUGGCUGGUUAGAUGGAAGCGCCAUCUACGGCUCCUCACAUGCCUGGAGCGAUUCUCUAAGGAGUUUCUCCCAAGGAAUGUUACUUUCUGGAAAGAAACCUGGCUUCCCAAAGCAAACGGAAGAGAACAGCUUAAUGUGGAAGGCUCUCGAUCCAGCUACAGGGAAGGGUGGAUCCCAAGGCAUCUUCGAUUUUGGAAAUGCCAGAGGAAAUGAAAACGUCUUCCUGCAAGCCAUGAGUAUCGUGUGGUUCCGCUAUCACAACUACUGGGCAGAGAAACUGGCCCAGGAGAACCCCGGCUGGUCGGAUGAGGAUUUAUUCCAACAUGCUCGCAAGAGAGUCAUUGCCAUUUACCAGAAUGUCGUGUUUUAUGAGUGGCUGCCCAUCUUUUUGGAGAAGACGAGCCUCAGACCUUACGAAGGUUACAAGCAGCAUGUGGAUUCUCGGAUCUCUCCGGAAUUCCUUGUGGCUUCUGCACUCUUCCUUGGCACUAAAGUCCCAUCUGGAGUCUAUAUGAGGAAUUCAGUUUGUAUUUUCCGAAACGUGACUGACAUAAAUGGACAGCCCUCUCCAGCCCUCCGCCUAUGCAACAACUACUGGAGCCGGCAGAAUCCUAACAUCCAGACAGCCGAAGAUGUAGAUGAUCUUCUUCUGGGAAUGAGUUCUCAGAUUACUAAGAAGGAAGACAACACCGUGGUCGAAGAUCUCCGAGAUUACUGGUACGGGACGGUGAAGUACUCUCGAAUGGAUUUUGUGGCGAGUUGGAUCCAGCGAGGAAGAGAUAUUGGACUAUCUACCUAUAAUAAAGCCAGAGAGUUCUUUGGACUUCCGCCCGCUAAGAAAUGGACAGAUAUUAAGCAGACGAACCAAACGAUCCUUAAAUUAACUGAAGAACUGUAUGGGAACAGCCUUGAUACCCUGGAGCUGCUCCUUGGAGGGAUACUGGAAGAGGACGAGACCCUUUUCCGAGCCAUCAUUGAGGACCAGUUUCUUCGCCUACGAGAUGGAGACCGAUUCUGGUUUGAAAACCCCAAGAAUGGACUAUUCACUUCUGAAGAGAUUGAGGCCAUGAAGAACACAACCCUCCAUGAUGUCCUUGCUGCUGUCAUGUACACAAAAGAAAUCCAAACAAACGUGUUCAUCUGGAAUAAGGAUGAUCCAUGCCCCCAGCCCAGGCAGGUGCGCUUGCAGAGCCUCCCUUCCUGCAAACAGAUGACCGUCAUAGAUUACUUCAAAGGAAGCGCUGCAGGUUUUGGCAUCCUCAUCGCUGCCCUGUGUUGCCUGCCUUUAGUGAGCCUCUUCAUUGCCUGGAUUGUUGCUUUUUUCCGGAGGAGAUCUUUCCGUAAGUUACAGAAGAGGCAAAAUCCCACCGCUCAUCCAGAUGUAUCUGCUGAGGGAACCCAAGCGCUUGAAUGGCAUGGCUUCAAGACAGAAAGUUCACUUGUCUACAUCCAACUGAAGGAAGACAAAGUGGUCAAAGUGCUUGAUGGUAAGCUGGCUGUGGUUCGCAGCAUAACUCUGAGAAGCCAGCAGAAAGUGGAGACCAUCAUGUCCAACAACAGAGGCAGCAGGACUAUACUUCUGAAGAUUCCUAAAGAGUAUGACCUGGUGUUGAUGUUUAAGGUAGAAGCAGAAUGCAGGGACUUCCUCGGACAUCUGAAAACCUAUUUGGAGAAAAAUGAACUGUCUCUCCAAGUGUCCAUGAUGAGUGAACAGCACCUGCUGAAAAAGGCAGUAACCAAAGAGCAGAGAAAAGAAAUCCUGGAAAUUUUUUUCCGGCAUUCAUUCGCUCAGCUUUUCAGCCAACACGAUGAACUUCAAGGAUCCCCCCAGGAGAAGUCCAGGCUGAUGUUUGACAUGUACGAUAUUGAUGGAAAUGGUUUCCUUUCAAAGGACGAAUUCUUUCGGAUGCUGAGAUCCUUCAUCGAGAUCUCUAACAACUGCCUCUCACGGGAUCAGACCGAGCAGGUUAUCGAAUCCUUGUUCAAAGAAUCAGGAUUCCAGGAUAAGGAAGAGCUCACCUGGGAGGAUUUUCACUACAUGUUGCGGGAUCAUGACAAUGCACUCCAGCGCACUCAACUGUGCAUUAAAGGUCAGCAGAAACCAAAAGAGAUAGCUCACACGAAGCCUUCCAGUUGGACAGAGGGGUCCUCUUCAAAAGCUGAUGAUCUGUUCUCUUAUAGUUUCCUCCUAACUCGAGAUAGUCCUCUGAUCCUGGGUUCAGACUGGCUACCUGGGGAAGGAUUAGGACAAGACGUACGGAAAAGACUGGGGAAAAAAUUGACCUUCCCAGAACCUCAUCUGUACACCGAGGCACGGAGGGAGCGGUACGAGAGAAACAAAGUCCACCAGAAGAUCCAGCAGUUCAAGAGGUUUAUUGAGAACUUCAGGCGCCACAUUAUCUGCGUGGUGAUAUUCUCAGCCAUCACUGCUGGCGUCUUUGUAGAAAGAGCAUAUUGUGAGUUACCAGCCUACUUAGCACCACCGAACCGGCUGCUCAGCUCAAGAGCUGGCGUGGCUAACUUGAUUCAGAACCCAGCAUCCUCAUGCCGUGAGGAAGCAGAGACACCCACCUUCAUGUACUCCUUCAUCUUACUCACCAUGUGCCGAAACCUCAUCACGUUCUUGCGAGAAACCUUCUUCAAUCGUUACAUCCCUUUUGACUCUGCCGUGGAUUUCCACCGAUGGAUCGCAACGGGAGCUUUGAUCUUCUCAGUUUUGCACACCUUGGGCCACGUUGUGAAUGUCUACAUCUUUUCGGUGACCCCUCUCAGCAUUCUGUCAUGCCUUUUUUCUCACGUAUUUACGAAUGACGGAUCACAAUUUCCUCCCAAAUACUACUGGUGGUUCUUUGAGACAGUACCAGGCAUGACCGGCGUGCUAUUACUGGUCAUCCUUGCGAUCAUGUAUGUAUUUGCCACUCAUUAUUUCCGACGAAUCAGCUUUCAAGGAUUCUGGAUCACCCAUCAUCUCUAUGUGGUUCUCUACAUUCUGGUGGUCAUUCAUGGUAGCUACGCUCUGAUCCAACAGCCUCGCUUUCAUAUUUACUUCAUUAUCCCAGCACUCAUCUAUGUAACAGAUAAACUCAUCAGCCUUAGCAGGAAGAAGGUGGAAAUCAAUGUCAUUAAGGCUGAGCUGCUCCCUUCAGGAGUCACCAAUCUGCAGUUCCAGAGACCCCAGGAUUUUGACUACAGGUCUGGACAAUGGGUACGGAUUGCAUGUUUGUCACUGGGGACCAACGAGUACCAUCCUUUCACUCUGACAUCUGCUCCUCAUGAAGACCAGCUCAGUCUGCACAUCCGAGCAGCUGGACCUUGGACAACUCGCCUGCGGGAACUCUACUCACAGGAAAGCAUAGAAGAGAUUGGCAAAUAUCCCAAGCUCUAUCUUGAUGGCCCAUUUGGAGAGGGUCAUCAGGAAUGGAACAAAUUUGAAGUGUCAGUCCUGGUGGGUGGUGGCAUCGGAGUGACCCCGUUUGCCUCCAUUCUUAAAGACCUUGUCUUCAAAUCUUCCGUUGGCUCCAGGAUCCUGUGCAAGAAGAUCUACUUCAUUUGGGUAACCCGUACACAACGGCAGUUUGAGUGGGUGGCCGACAUUAUCCGGGAAGUGGAGGAGAACGAUCAACGUGACUUGGUCUCCGUCCACAUCUACAUCACCCAGCUGGCUGAGAAGUUUGAUUUGCGCACCACCAUGCUAUACAUCUGUGAACGUCACUUCCAAAAGGUCCUCAACCGGAGCUUGUUCACAGGCCUGCGUUCCAUCACCCACUUUGGACGACCACCUUUCGUGCCCUUUUUCUGCUCCUUGCAAGAGGUUCAUCCUGAGGUCCGAAAAAUUGGUGUUUUCAGCUGUGGCCCACCUGGCAUGACCAAGAACGUGGAGAAAGCAUGUCAGAAAAUCAACAAGCGGGACCAAGCUCACUUUAUACAUCACUAUGAGAAUUUUUAGUUAUUCUCUUUCUAAGACUCUGUUGCUCUGUUGUGAGUAUAGAGUAUAGAGGACACCGUUGGCUGUGUUCUUUUC